UGCUAGAAUCUUGUGUAUUAACCCUGGAGGGCAGGCAGGUCGUGAGUUGCAAGUUGCAACCGCUGCACUCGCCAGCGGACGGUGGCCUCGCCGUCGUCGUUUCUCCCCGUUGGCAUGGGCCUUUUUGGGCCCAGACAUAUUGGCCCGGCCUUGGCCCAUCUAACCAGCCCACCGCGUUGGGCCGGAGAUUCCCGGCCCACUCUGCAGAAGAGCACGGCUCGAAAUCGCGCGAAAAUCCACAGCGCCCGCGCGGGCGGCGGCGCACGAACGGCGGCGAGCCGGCGACCAGAUGCCCCUCCGAUGAGCGAGGCGAUCCCGUCCACCCGCCCGGCGCUGCGCCACUGCGUCGCGCUCCUCCGCCUCCACCUCGCCGCGCCAUCCCUCGCCGCCGCCAAGCAGAUCCACGCGCGGGCGCUCCGGGCCGGGGUGCCCACCUCCCACCCGCUCCUCGCCAAGCACCUCCUCUUCCACCUCGCCGCCCUCCGCGCGCCGCCGCUCCGCUACGCCGUCGCGGUACUCUCCCGCCUCCUCCCGCACGGGCCACUAGACCCGUUCCCCCUCAACACCGUGCUCCGCAUCGCCGCGGGCUCGCCCCGCCCGCGCGUCGCGCUCGAGCUCCACCGCCGCCGCCUCGCGCUGCCCGACACGCACACCUACCCGCCGCUGAUCCAGGCGUGCGCGCGCCUCCUCGCACUCCGUGAAGGGGAGUGCCUCCAUGCUGAGGCCGCCAAGAACGGCUUCGUCACGCUCGUCUUCGUCCAGAACUCGCUCGUCCACCUUUAUGGCGCGUGCGGCCUGUUCGAGAGCGCGCAUAAGGUGUUCGACGAAAUGCCGGUGCGUGGGCGGAACCUUGUCUCGUGGAAUUCGAUGCUUAACAGCUUUGCGGCCAACGGGCGACCUAACGAGGUUCUCACUGUCUUCUGGGAGAUGUUGGGCGUUGACUUUGCGCCAGAUGGAUUCACCAUAGUCAGUGUUCUAACCGCUUGUGCGGAGUUUGGGGCGCUUGCUCUUGGGAGGAGGGUUCAUGUGUAUGUGGAAAAGGUUGGGUUGGUUGAAAAUUCGCAUGUGAGCAAUGCCCUGAUUGAUCUGUAUGCCAAGUGUGGUAGUGUCAACGAUGCAAGGAGGAUAUUUGAGGAGAUGGGGUUGGGGAGGACCGUCGUCUCUUGGACGUCGUUGAUCGUAGGGCUGGCAGCGAAUGGGUUUGGGAAGGAGGCACUUGAGCUUUUCAGUCUAAUGGAGAGGGAGAAGUUAGUGCCAACUGAAAUUACUAUGGUAGGAGUUUUGUAUGCAUGUAGCCACUGUGGAUUGGUUGAUGAUGGAUUUAGGUAUUUCGAUAGGAUGAAGGAGGAUUAUGGCAUUUCACCGAGGAUUGAGCAUCUUGGAUGUAUGGUGGACCUGUUGGGGAGAGCAGGAAGAGUUGAGGAGGCUUACGAUUAUAUCAUCACAAUGCCAUUGGAGCCAAAUGCUGUGGUAUGGAGGACCUUGCUGGGUUCUUGUGCUAUGCACAAGAAGCUGGAACUAGGGAAGGUUGCUUGGGAACGGUUGGUUGAGCUUGACCCUGGGCACAGUGGAGACUAUGUGCUCCUCUCCAACCUUUAUGCUGCUGUUGGGAUGUGGGCAGAUGUUCAUGUGCUUAGGAAGACAAUGGUAAAAGAUAGAGUGAGGAAAAACCCUGGGCAUAGUCUCGUUGAGCUCCGAAACUCUGUAUAUGAAUUUGUUAUGGGAGACAGGUCACAUCCUGAGAGUGAGCAGAUAUAUGAAAUGCUGGCUGAGAUAGCUGAGAGAUUGAGGCGAGAAGGUUACAUCCCUCGCACAAGUAACGUAUUGGCAGAUAUAGAGGAGGAAGAGAAAGAGACCGCCUUAAACUACCAUAGUGAGAGGCUAGCCAUUGCAUUUGCCUUGCUGAAGUCUCUUCCAGGCAUUCCUAUCAGGAUAAUAAAGAACUUGAGGAUGUGUGGGGACUGUCAUGUUGCAUUUAAUCUAAUAUCAAAAGUUUAUGAUCGUGAAAUCAUUGUCAGGGAUCGAAGUAGGUUCCAUCAUUUCCAAGGGGGGGCAUGUUCGUGCAAAGAUUAUUGGUAGUUGAUUCAUGUAAAGAUUGACAGUGAUAAAAGCGUGGUUUAUGAGGUUCCAUGCCAAUCAGAUAACUGGUGCUGAGUUCUUGUUGCAUAACAUGUUCUGUAGCAUCAUCAUAUAUUGAUAGUACAACCUUGACGAUGGACACUGAACACUACCUGAUGGUACAAGUGAGAAAACUACAAAGAUAUGAGGCAUGUUAUGCAGACGACCCAGCAAUUAUUUUGUUGAUAUGCUUAUAAGGUACCAGUACAAGCGAGAAAACUACAGAGACAUGAGGCAUGUUAUGCGGACGACCCCCAAUUAUUGUGUUGAUAUGCUUAUAAG
This is a messenger RNA of Oryza sativa Japonica Group (Japanese rice), 2400 nucleotides long. Its product is annotated as pentatricopeptide repeat-containing protein At4g21065. Gene Ontology annotation, cellular component: intracellular membrane-bounded organelle. Gene Ontology annotation, biological process: RNA modification. The record is from RefSeq and is a predicted model, not a curated record. Gene Ontology annotation, molecular function: zinc ion binding; RNA binding; protein binding. NCBI's taxonomy places the organism in Eukaryota, Viridiplantae, Streptophyta, Magnoliopsida, Poales, Poaceae.